AGAGGCACCAAUUAUACGCGCCUUUUGCCAAAUAUUUUUUGUCAAAACCCCUUUUUUUCCCUCAUAUUUUCUCUACUCCUCAGAACCUUGCCGCCUCUAGCCUCUCUCUCUUCCAAAUCUUCCUCCCUCUCAAAUUUUCCCCCUUCGCCUCUAUGUCUUCCAGUUCUCACUCUCUCCUCCGCUCUCUCAAAUGAGGUCCCGCCGCCCUCUCUUUAUAUGAGUCCACAAGUUCUUUUUUUCAUGACAAGAGUAUCACACUGGGAAGUCGUAUAGGAGUUAAUAGUAUUCUAGAGCUGUCCAGAAGAUCAAUCAGAGGAAGAAAAAGUGAACCUUCUAAAGAAAAUAAGUGAGUGGAAUAAAUAAAGUACUCUCGAUUUCUCUGUCGUCGCACCCUCACCUCACCCUCACUCUCGGUCUGCUCUCCGAUCUCUCAGACGCCGAAGUCCAGAAAUUGAAGGAGUAUCUCUUGGAAAUUCGGUCACUAGUAUAAGAUAAUUUUGUGGCAUCAAGAUGCCGAUCGAUAAGAGUUGGACGGCAUUAAGGAAGCGUAACUGUGAUGCUUAUUGGAACGGUCUCCAAGCCUUCUUGAGAAUGGCAAAAGAACACGUAGACUGCGACGGGAGAAUUUUAUGCCCUUGUGUGAGGUGCCUGAAUGUUAAACUACAAACUAUAGAUACAGUGGAGGCUCAUGUCUUUGACAAGGGUUUUCAACAGAGUUAUCAAAAGUGGGUUUACCACGGUGAGGUGGAAGCUAGUGUCGCCAAUGAGGUAGUUGAGGAGAAUGAAGAUGUAGACGAGAUGGUUGACGUCAUUGAUGAUUUCCUCUUACCGACAAAUGCAGAGGAAGCAGAUGGUGUGUCUGGCAGUCGAAUGAGACAGUAUUAUGACGAGUUGUUCGACGAGAUUGAAGCUGAGCUGUAUCCGGGUUAAGAUUGGAUAUCAUCCUUAAACUUUUUGGCGAAGUUGAUGCAUUUGAAAGUUAGAGGGAAGUGGCCAAAUAACUCUUUCGAUGAAUUGUUGAAGUUACUAAAAUUUGCAUUUCUGAAAGAUAAUAAAAUUCCCCCAACACACUAUGAGGCGAAAAAGAAGCUGAGUAAGUUAGGGUUGGGAUAUCAAUCAAUCCAUGUGUGUAAAUAUGAUUGUUCCUUAUUUUAUAAUGAGCAUGCAAGUAAAGAUUCAUGUCAUGUGUGUGGGAGAAGCCGAUGGGUCAAUGAAAAGAAGAAGGGGAAAAAGGUUCCACACAAGGUGAUGCGUUACUUUCCGUUGACUCCCAGAUUAAAGCGAAUGUACAGUUCAAGACAUACAGCUAAUGACAUGUUAUGGCAUCAUACUGGGAGAUCAAUAGAAGAUGGGGUGAUGUGUCAUCCGGUUGACGGGUCUGCAUGGAAAGACUUUGAUGCCACCCAUCCUGAUUUUGCAAAAGAUCCUAGAAAUGUUCGUCUAGGCUUGGCUGCUGAUGGGUUUAAUCCUUUUGGCAACAUGAGCUUAUCAUACAGCAUGUGGCCUGUGAUUUUGACGAACUACAAUCUCCCCCCUUGGCUAUGCAUGAAGGAAGAGUAUUUUAUGCUAACUCUGCUUAUUCCUGGGCCAAAAUCACCGGGUAAAGACAUGGAUGUAUUUCUAAGACCCUUGGUGGAUGAGUUAAGACAAUUGUGGAUUAACGGGGUCGACAUAAGAGAUGGCACAAGGAAUGAAUUGUUCAAGAUGCGUGCAGCCCUUCUGUGGACAAUUAACGAUUUCCCUGCUCGUAGUAGCUUGUCUGGUUGGAGCGGGCAAGGGUAUAAAGCAUGUCCAACGUGCAAUGAAGACACCACUUCCAUUCGAGUGAUUGGUAAGACAUCGUAUGUCGAUCAUAGGCGAUUCUUGAGGAGUGAUCAUAAGUAUAGAAGGGACAAAGAAUUUGAUGGCAAAGUUGAGAAAAGAAAUCCUCCACAACAGUUUACUUGUCAACAAGUUUUAGAUCAAGUCAAUGCUUUACCGCUUCAAGUGUCUGGUAAACAUGACAGAUUUGGGGGGGUGAAGCGCAAGCGAGGUGCAGGGGAAAGUAAUUGGAGGAAAAAAAGUAUUUUCUAUGAACUUGAUUACUGGAGUUCAAAUCAGUUAAAACACAACAUAGAUGUGAUGCAUGUUGAGAAGAAUGUGUGCGACAACAUUCUUGGGACUUUGUUAGAUAAUGAUAAAUCUAAGGACACCACUAAUGCAAGACAUGAUUUAAAGAAUAUGAGGGUUAGGAAAUUGUUGUGGAUUUACGAGGAUGCCAAUAAAAGGGUAAUGAAACCGCAUGCUCCAUACGUGUUCACUUUUGAACAGAGGCGAGAUUUCUGUCAAUUUUUGAAAGGAGUGAAGUUGCCCGAUGGUUUUUGUUCUAAUCUAAAGAAAAAAGUCACAGACAAUGACUCAAACAUUGUUGGGUUGAAGUCCCAUGAUUGUCAUGUGAUAAUGCAAUGAUUACUUGCAGUAGGUGUUCGCAAGUUUUUACCAGAAUCUAUAUCCACUACCAUCACUGAAUUGUGUAAUUUCUUCAAACAAUUGUGCUCUAGGACACUGAACGUUUCUGAUAUGGAGAAAGCUAAGGAUGACUUGAUUGUUAUUUUAUGCAAGAUGGAGUUGAUUUUCCCUCCAGCAUUCUUUGACAUAAUGAUCCAUCUGGUUUUGCACUUGCCUGAUGAAGCAAUAUUGGGAGGACCUGUAUUUAUGAGGUGGAUGUAUCCUUUUGAAAGAUACAUGAAAAAAUUAAAAAACUAUGUCAGGAAUAAAGCUCGUCCUGAAGGAUCUAUAGCAGAAGGAUAUGUUGCAGAUGAGGCUUUGACAUUUUGUUCAAUGUAUUUCAAAGGUGUGGAAACAAAAUUUAAUCAGCCUAAUCGUAACGAAGAUGCACCGUAUGUGAAUCGACACCUCACAGUGUUUGAAUCUCAAUGUCGUCCUCUUAGUAAGGGAAUUCCCGUGCCACUCGAUGAAAAUACUCGGAAUAAAGCUGAGUGGUUCAUAUUGGAUAAUUCUCCAGAAACUGAAGUGUAUUUAGAGUAAGUACAUAAUUAAUAUUCAUUUUAUUCUUUGUUCAAUCUACUCCUUAAUUAACAAUAUUGACAUUGUUAAUUAAUUAAUAGGGAACACCUAACUGAGGUGCAACAAAGAGAUAUGGCUGCCAAUCAUAAAUUGAUACAUAAGAAAGAGUUUCGUUCAUGGUUUCAUAAGAAGGUAACUUGUACUUAGCAAAUUGCAUACUACAAAUUACAUUCUCAUUCUAAUAUAUUUCUUUAUUAUUAGAUAUAUGACUUGCACCAGCUUGGGUCAUUAGAGCAUGCUGAUGAAUUACUAGCUUUAGCAUCUGGGUCAGAUCUAUUGGCUUACUCCUACCAAGCAUGUAUAGUGAACGGAGUUCGAUUUGUCUCAUACAAUCGAGAUCAGAAUCGAAUUACACAAAAUAGUGGAGUGUGUGUUGCUGGAACAGAAGGUUUUAACUAUUACGGGCAACUUGAAGAAAUACUCUAGCUGUCUUUUACUGGUUCUUAUUCGGUGGUAUUAUUUCGAUGUAAAUGGUUCAAUACAGAUCCGAAAAAAAGAAAACCAUCACUGUAAAUAAUAUUACUAGUAUCAAUGUUAGCGGUGAAUGGUAUAAAGAUGAACCGUUCAUACUAGCUAGUCAAGUAAAACAAGUAUUCUACAUCGAUGAUCUCGUUAGAGGACGAGAUUGGAAAGUUGUCCAAGAAGUGAAUCAUCGGCAAGUUUGGGACUUUCCAGAUGCUUCAGAUAUGAUUGCUGAUGUUGAUGUUGUACAUGACACCAACUCAUCGAAUUUUGUUUUGACUGUGGAUCUCGGAGAGUUGGUUGUUCAGCAAUCUGAUGUACCAGCGACUCAAGUCAACACGGCCCAUCGACCUUCUUUAGUUGUUCAAGAAGAUGAUGGAUUUAUUAAUGACAAUGAAGAUGAUAUGGCAGACAGUGUAGAAGAUGAGGAUGAAUUAAUUGUCGACCUUAGUGAUGAUAAUACUGAUGAUGUGUGGCCGAUAGAUGUUGAUGUAAUUAGUGAGGAUAGUCACUAUUCUACUUAGUUUUGUAUCUAGUGUUCAAUGUAUUAUACAUAUUGAGAAAUAAAAAGUUCGUUUCUAAAUACCAUGUUUCAAAUUACCUAUUCAAUUGAAAUAAUACUCAAUAAAUUAAUUAUAAAUAAUAAUUAAAUAUUAAAAUAGAUAGGUUAAAUUACUUUCGUGUUAGUAGAUGUCAGCAAAUGUGGCUAGAGCUCACGGUGGAGACGCUGGCGGUGAUCCUCCACCGGAUCCUACUAGGAUCCCGACUACAUGCGACUCAGGAAUCCCAACUAAGAGAAAGGGUCGUGGCGCAGCUAUUGGAAAAGAUCUAGAGGAGAGGCGGCGUAAAAAUGGAAAACCACUGGAAGUAACGUUUUGCCCACGAACGUACAAGGUUGUUGGGGGCGAGCACGCUGCUUUUGUCCGCCUUGUGGGAACCCAAAUUAAAACGAAAGUUCCCGGACAUUACGGUUCAUGGGAAUUAGUGCCUAAACAAUACAAGGAUUAGGUCCUUGGCAUAAUUCAGUAUUAUUAUCAAAUAGCGGGUCGCGAGGAUUCCUUAAAGUGUUUAGAUGGUAUCGAUCGAGAGAUGAAGGACCGAUACCGUAAUAGGAAAACACUAAGACAAGAACACUUUGAGAAAUACUACAAUGGACCGGAGGAUUGGGAUAAGGUUCUAAACAACCCAACCAAUGAUGUUAACAAGGAGGAGUGGAAGCAGAUCUGUCAGUUAUUUACAAGUCCACAAUUUAUUGCGCUCUCCAUAAAAAAUAAGGAAAAUCGGAAGAAACAAAAGUAUUCUACAACGCAGGGUACAAAAUCGCUGGCAGCCGUCCGUUUUGAAAAAACGAACCCGGACCUCAUUGAGUCAUGGAAGGAUUAUCAUUGGAAGAAAUCAACAAAUGAUUUCGUGAACGAUGAUGUUCGCCAAGAUUAUGAAAAACUGAAGGCUGAUUUUGAGUUACAAACUCAACAAACAUCCAUUGAUGCUUCUAAUAAUGAUAGUCCGACAUCAGUUGAUCAGGUGGAGGUGCUACAAAAAGUGUUAGGCCAAAGGCGUGGACAUGUGCGAGGAGUGGGCCGCAAAUUGAAGGGGUCGGGGUCGAGGUCGGGGUCGGGGUCAUCAUCUACCCAACACUCUCACUUCAGCGAGUCUCAGGUUCCUCCUCAUCAUUCAAGAGAAUAUAUAGAAAAAUUGGAGAAUAAUCUACAGAAAUUGACUGAUCAAGUUAAUUUCUUAACUCAAUAUUUUGUACCUUCAUUUCGUCCACCAAACGUUCAGAUGCCGCCUGUGCCUGAUAGUGAUCAUAUUUCUAGGGCUUCAUCUUCUCAACCUCGAGCUCCAACUCAUCCUUCUAUGUACGGGGCAGCGCCGUCUCAACAUAUGGUACCUCCAUAUAUGUACGGAGCAACACCUUAUCCGUGUCCGAUUCCACCGUCCUCCCAGCCAUCGUAUCCCUACAUGUAUGGAGCUGGAUCGUCCACAUUACCUCCCCAAUAUCCUUGGCCGAUGCCGCCACCGCAGCAAUCACAACCCCAGCCACCGCAACAACCACUACAAGAAGACAAUAGGGAGGAGGACGAGACAGCUGAUUUAGGAGACUAGGUUUAUUUUAUUACUAAUUAUUGUUAAAUUUUAUGAACAAUAUGAAUAUUUGCUAUGUUAAUGUAUUAUGAAUAUGUACAAUUGUUAUUUUAAUAAACUUAUUUAAAUAUUUAAUAUAAUAUUUUUAUUUUUAAUA
Molecule: messenger RNA, 5770 nt
Organism: Humulus lupulus (European hop)
Lineage: Eukaryota; Viridiplantae; Streptophyta; Magnoliopsida; Rosales; Cannabaceae
Exons: 10
Coding region: 967-2448 (493 amino acids)
Source: RefSeq, a predicted model, not a curated record